Molecule: messenger RNA, 1963 nt
Organism: Ruditapes philippinarum (Manila clam)
Lineage: Eukaryota; Metazoa; Mollusca; Bivalvia; Venerida; Veneridae
Exons: 5
Coding region: 16-1392 (458 amino acids)
Source: RefSeq, a predicted model, not a curated record
UUUACACGAGAUAACAUGCAUCGUGGUGGUGUGGCGAGCUUUAAUAUCCAAGUAAACAAACUCGUUUACAUUUCGAAAUUUACUGGCAUAAACAGAUCGUGCGUGACUAUAUUGUGCAUAAGACGAAAUUCACGUUAUCAAGAUAAACACAGAAGUAUAUUCGGAUGGAUAUCGGACACUACUGCUGAAAAAGAGAAGGUAUCUACGACAAAUUCGACUGAGAUGACCGAACUAGGUGAUGAUCAGAAUAUACAAAUGGAUGAAAGAGGUGGAGAAGGAGAUGAUAUUUUAGCCCUCAGAAGAGAAAAGCGACUGCGGGCGAUGUGCUAUUGCUCAAUUUUGACGAUAUUUGUAUCAAUAUUCGCGAUCGUUGUAGGAAUACUGGCAAUCCUAAACUCAAAUGGCAAAUUUCCUUACAGUAUGGGUGGAGGUGCUAUUGCCGGUGGAAUGGCAAUAUUUUUGACGAUUUGUCCAUUUUGUAUGUACAAGAAAGGAAGGAGAACAAAAACUGGCAAUAACUUGAGUGGACUGCUAAUGUUUAAUGUUUUCUGCUUGAUAAUUUGGUACUGUCUCUGCCUUUGCGCUAUUUUGAUUGCCAUAGGAAUGUCUGGAAUAUGGGGAAUGGUGGAAUGUAACCGGGAAAAGCCUGGAGAAAGAUGUAAAAAAGAGACAAGUGAAAAACUGACAUUUUCUGUCUUAACUUUUAUUUUGUCAGCUUUACUUUUAAUUCUAGCGAAUGUGAUUAUAUGUUUAUUAUAUUAUUAUACAAAAGCUCUCGGCAUAAAGACGGCCAGGCAGAGAAAUUACGAGUCCUAUAGAUAUAUUAAUAGAGCCAAUAUACAGCGGGAAAUGAUAGAAGAACGGUCUAAUGAGAACAGAGAUACAGCAAGAGGACUAGGCGGUUAUAAUAGUAAUACAAUUGACAAUUCUGAAGAGAAUAGAAGGGAGAGACACGACUCUUUGACUGAACAUGAAAGAGACCACCCUAUAAAGCCAAGUGCUCCACCACUAGGAGACAACCCCAGCAACAGAGAUAGCAGAAUUCAAGAGGAUAGACGGCCACCUAGAGGAAUAAUACAAGGCAUAGAUCAUUUCGUAAGACCUAUGGAAGAUAGGUUCCGUUCACCAAUAUCACAUGAAAAUCGACAUAGCCCAAGUAGACUUGAAGAGGAUACCCAUCAACCACGUACAGCUGAUAAAGACGUGCACCGUUCUGAAAGAAUAAAUAGUGACAAUCUGAAUCUGAACCAGCAUGAUUCAAACAAACCUCGAGUUGACUAUAGUCAAGCAUCACGAUAUGUUGACAGUGGAGAUAAACAAAAUCAGAGUGAAUCUGCUCUUCCGUCUUACGAAGAAGUAGUCAACAAAUAUGUCAAAGCCGAUGACGUGUAGAUAAAUGACACGCGUCACGACAAAACCAACAUAAUGGGUUUGCGACCAGCAUGGAUCCAGACCAGCCUGCGCAUCCGCAUCCAACUAAAAGUACUUUUUACCUUUAAAAAGAGGCACCAAACCAAUGUCUCGUGUAUCGGUUUCGUAAGUCUAUGAAUCUGGAACGAUGCAGUAUUCAUAGCAUUGUAAAGUCUUUUUUAAUAGGAAUCAAUGGUUGGUUGUCGUUUGUUACUAUGAAUAAACAUAUGUGAACUUGGUCUCCCUAGAUGAUCUUAAGCUGUAAUUGUUUGAACCUUUGUCAUUCGGCAUUUGACGAUAGAAUGAGAUAACAUUCCAGUUUGCAUGUUGCUAUGACUUUGUUUCUUCACAAUCUAGAUUGUUAAAAUCUUUAUCGAUAACUUCUCAUAAAAUAACUGUUCUAUGCCAUUUAUUUAUCAUACACAGUUAAUAUGCAUUAUAUAUCUUAUAUUAUAGUAUUACCAUUCUAUGUUUUAUUGUUAUAUGCUUUGAAAAACAAUGUUGAAAUAAACUCAAUAAAGGAAGAAAGCAAAAUGUUUUAUUUACUAAAUAU